AUGGCCGAUUAUUCUAUUCAGCAGUUAUAUAACGAGCAAUAUAUUCAACGGGGAGAUAUAUUAAUUUACAAGAGGCAUAAUUAUCAGGUUAAAAGUAUCUACAAAAAUGGGAGACUGGAAAUUAUUCUUGCUGACGACAAGAAAAAGAAAUUUUGUCAUUUAUUUGAACUCGAGCAGCAUAUUCUUGGAUCAAAUGAAAAUAUCACAUGCGAUAAAGGAAAUGUAUAUGACCGGAUUUUCAUUAUACAUAAUGACACGAAUAAAGGAAAUAUUACUGAAUUAAAAGAACGGUAUGUUAUGGAUCAUAAAGCAGAUGUGUUUGAAAGCCAAGCGAAGAAGCUUGAUGGACGCGAAAUUAGUCCAAUAUUUGAUAUCGAGCAUUUGAAACAGUUUGAUAUUAUUUUAAAAGAAUUUCAUAAGAAAUUUAAUAAAAUAAUUCCAUUAACAUGUGUAAACGAAGGAUUAGUAGAUAAUAAAGAAGCUCUUAUAGUCUUUGUGUAUGUCCCAGAAGAAACUCCAGUUAAUUUACCAUCCGAAUUCAUGGGAUACCCUGUAAUAAUUUCCUAUGGAGUCGAUUUCAAAUUUCAUCAUCGUUUUUUUCAUAAAGAUCUUAUGCCCGGCAUAAGUAUUGGCAGUUCAAGAUAUCUACCUGACGCCUGUACAUUGGGAGGAUUGUUUCAAAAUACAGAAGAGCCUGAUAAGAAAUUUUUAUUAACUACAAAGCAUGGAUUUGGAAAGAAUGAUGGAGUAUUUCAACCAGGAAUACUUGACCAGAUUGAUACUAGUUUAUGUGCUAAGGUGACAAGAUAUCAUUUCUUGGGAGCUAAUCCUACUCGUCAAUUUCUUGACUAUGCAUUUUGUGAAAUUGAAAAUGAUCGCGGGAUCCCAAAAAUACCAAAUACUCCAUUGGGAAGCAAUAUUACCAUUAGUAGCAUCAAAACUUCUGUAAGUAACAAUGAAAACUUUGUAUGGGUACAAAAAGUUGGAAGAACUACCUCUAUAACUAGAGGGUUAAUACAGGAUAAGCUGGUAAGCUUUCUUCCACCGCUCGUCAUUAAGGGUAAAGAAAAAAAAAACGGAAAAAGAGUAGAAAGAUUUGCAUUAAAGGUUACCAGUAAAGACAAUAGAUUUGGUCAACCUGGGGAUUCAGGCUCACCAGUCUUUGACGAUAAUGGUAAAUUAUGGGGGAUAUAUAUUGGAAGCGCUCAUCCAUAUUAUUAUGUGACCCCUAUUCAUCUGAUUUUGCAUGAUGUCCAGAAGAGAUUUGGAGAUGCAAAAUUCGAACUCAUUACUCAAUCUCAUGAAGAAUUAACGUGUUUAGUAAAAAGUUAA
Funneliformis geosporum is the source of this 1332-nucleotide messenger RNA. The record is from the annotation of a GenBank genome assembly. NCBI's taxonomy places the organism in Eukaryota, Fungi, Glomeromycota, Glomeromycetes, Glomerales, Glomeraceae.